Molecule: messenger RNA, 2082 nt
Organism: Esox lucius (northern pike)
Lineage: Eukaryota; Metazoa; Chordata; Actinopteri; Esociformes; Esocidae
Product: homeobox protein OTX2
Exons: 4
Coding region: 330-1193 (287 amino acids)
Biological process (GO): multicellular organism development; regulation of transcription by RNA polymerase II
Cellular component (GO): nucleus
Molecular function (GO): RNA polymerase II cis-regulatory region sequence-specific DNA binding; DNA-binding transcription factor activity, RNA polymerase II-specific
Source: RefSeq, a predicted model, not a curated record
AAAAAACUUGUGGGCAAUAAUAAUUAAUUCUUGGACAGGGUAAUUAUUAUUGAACGGAUGUGGAGCAACCGGUAGACGGGGUCUGGGGUAAAAAAGUGACAGAUUGUGCCCGGUGGCCGUUAUGGGCCUAUAUAAAAACGUAUGAAGUCUCCUAGUUUGGCUACGUGCACGAGAAGAGAGGACUUAGAGUUGUAACUUCGAUUCUACAGUUUUCCAACAGAAGAACCGGGAAGAAUCCAACACUUCAGGACUAAACUAAAAGAGUGUUUUCGAACGCUUUUUUUGUUUUCAAAAUUCUCUCCAACUUUGCGCUUCGUUCGGAGGCUAGAAUGAUGUCUUAUCUAAAGCAGCCGCCGUACACGGUCAACGGCCUGAGUUUGUCUGCCUCUGGGAUGGACCUGCUUCAUCCGUCAGUCGGGUAUCCGGCCACCCCACGUAAACAGAGGCGCGAAAGGACCACAUUUACCCGCGCUCAGCUGGACAUUCUGGAGAACUUAUUCGCGAAGACCCGCUACCCAGACAUAUUCAUGCGCGAAGAGGUGGCCCUGAAGAUCAACCUACCUGAAUCCCGAGUUCAGGUAUGGUUUAAAAACCGAAGGGCGAAGUGUCGACAGCAGGCACAGCAGUCCCAAAGCGGUGCACAGAACAAGACGAGACCCGUCAAGAAGAAAAGUUCCCCUAUCAGAGAAGCCAGCUCCGAGAGCGGAGCCAGCGGCCAGUUCACACCGCCCCCCAGCACCUCAAUCCCGGCCGUGAGCAGCAGUAGUGCCCCAGUGUCCAUCUGGAGUCCCGCCUCCAUCUCUCCCCUCUCUGACCCACUCUCUACCUCCUCCUCCUCUUGUAUGCAACGGUCCUACCCGAUGACCUACACCCAGGCUUCUGGAUACAGCCAAGGCUAUACAGGAUCCUCAUCGUAUUUCAGCGGGAUGGACUGUGGGUCUUACUUAGCGCCUAUGCACCACCAGCUAUCCACAGCGGGCUCCACCAUGAGCCCCAUGGGCAGCAAUGGGGUCUCCAGUCACCUGAGCCCGGCUUCUUCUCUCUCCACGCCGGGAUAUGGGGCAGCGGGACUAGGCUUCAGUGGUCCAACAGACUGCCUGGAUUACAAAGACCAGGCCGCAGCCUGGAAACUCAACUUCAACGCGGACUGUUUGGAUUACAAAGACCAGUCGUGGAAAUUUCAGGUGUUGUGAAAAAAACUAGUUACUGACAUUAUCUUUUCACAAUGUGGUGAAAUAAACGUCAGGCCAUCAGUUGGGCCCAGGUUGGCAGUGAAUGAGUCGCGGAAAGGGAACGUCUGGAGCUGAACGUCAAACUAUGCCCAGAAAACCAACUGAGGAAGAGAAGGGAGCAGCCGCUCGGUCUGUCAGACAGUGUCACACCUGUAGGGUUGAAUUGAAAAUUCAGAGUGAACUCUCCUUAACUUUGAUCAAGGACAUGGAACAAAAUUGUAACCUAAGAAAAAAUGAUCAAGAGAAGCUCCAACCCUUGGUUAAGCGCGUGGAAUGGGUCAGCUUUCCAUAAGCUUCUUAGGACAUCCCAAACCUCUCCUCUUGGUUGGCAAGCUAAUGGGGCCCUUUGAUCAAAGAAUUAUGUGUGUAUGUGUGUGUGUGUGUGUGUGCAUGUGUGUACGCGCACAGCGGUGUGCCGCACGCCUCUGAGGCGAACCUGGAUGCACUAUUUAAUUUAUGAAAAAAUGUUUAUAACACACUAGUUCUAAGAGACAAUCAACCAGUAUGCGUGUGCUCAUAAAUGUUCCCCUAUGUGUUUUUAAUUUUAUAUCUGUGUUAGAAUUUGAGACUGUGAUUUAUUGUACCCGUAUGCAAUUCAGAGUUUUGCAUCUGCGAUCUUCCAGCUGUGAAUUGAAUAGUUUUUUCGUCAUGUCCAAGUGUUUAAAGAAAUAUAAAUUUUUAUGAUUAAUUAUUAGUUGAAAUAGGGAAUUUUCAAACAGUGUGAAUGGCCGCGUCAAUGAGCAGCAAAGAUGCCUGAAACAUCAAUGUCCAUUAAGAACAAAUACAACUCAAGGUUAUGCCAAACUGCUAUCAAAAGGCCAAGCACACAAAUAAAGAACGUUUGAACUGA